Lytechinus variegatus (green sea urchin) is the source of this 4815-nucleotide messenger RNA. RefSeq lists its product as uncharacterized. The transcript is spliced from 13 exons. The record is from RefSeq and is a predicted model, not a curated record. Bases 415 to 4659 code for a protein of 1414 amino acids. Gene Ontology annotation, cellular component: katanin complex. Gene Ontology annotation, biological process: microtubule depolymerization. NCBI's taxonomy places the organism in Eukaryota, Metazoa, Echinodermata, Echinoidea, Temnopleuroida, Toxopneustidae. Gene Ontology annotation, molecular function: microtubule binding.
CAUUCUGCCCCUGUGAAAUUGCAGCAUGCCUUGACAGAGAGCAGACGACAGGUUUUGGGCCAGCACAUGCGCUUAGCAAGGGUGAACAUAUUAUUAUGACUCAUUCAGGUGUACAGGUGGUGGGGAAAAUUCAGCCAAGGUUCGGUAAAAGUUAGCAGAAGUGCAGUUUCUGCAUCGUCAGUGCUUGGCCGUGUAGCGAUGCAUCCAAGUUCGCCUCUACGCAUGCUGAGUGUGACUGAAAACUAAGCUCGGAGCUCGGAGAGCUGUUGGGCGAUACUUGGUUCUGGAGGGCCCCUUUGCAGUACCGACUUUAGGAGCGGGUCUUCUUGAGGGAGCCAGCCAUCUGGUUCUCUGGAUUCUUAAUGUGGAGUUCCUCCCUCGAUCCUGACUGCAAGACAUCAACACCUUGUCUAAAUGUUAGGAACCAUACCAGCCAUGGAUGAUGAGCCUGUUGUUGGAUUACCGUGUGGUGCUAGGUCAGGAGAGGGCACCGUAGUGGAUGCUACCCCAGAGAGAGAUAAGAUACCCACCCUGGAACAUUCUAAGGAGCCGGGCGGUGAGAGUCAAAAGGAAAUGGGAAACGUGAUGAAUGAUGUUGAUGAUGUUUCAUCCGCUGGACCUAAUAGGGAUCGGAUUGAUACCGCAUCAAGCGGCACAAGCGAAGGAUCGUUGGGCAGUGGGUGGUGUGUCAUGUCGGAGGCAUCCGUCAAUCGGGAGAUUUUUCAAGAUCUUCAAUCUCAUGAUGAGAUAUCCCAGCUUGCCUCAUCCCUUGUCACAAGAGAUUUACUCAAGCAAGCUGAGGACCAGAUCUCCACCAAACUAGUCGAUCAAAUCUUCAGAAGUAUCCAGGAGGUCACAGAGCUGGAUCCAGAUAUUGUGAGGAGUUUUCUGUUGUCACACAGCCAACCCCAGGGUACCACAGAGAAACUUGAUGACAUCACAUUAUUAGUUGAUCUCUUCAUGGAACUUCUUCAGUGUUCCCCAUUGCCGGUAGAGCACAACCACCUGUGGCUACAACUCCUGUAUGUCCUCAUCUUAGAUGAUAACAACCUCUUGCUCUUCAUCAAGAAGAAAGUGGCUGCCACAGUCUUAGGCACCAUGGCUGUUCACAGGCCACAUGUGUCAAUUCAAGAGAUCGGCUGCUCCAUUCUUAAUCCAUUGGCACACUUUAAUCAGAUUCCUGGAUUAAAGACUGUGCCUAUCCGUGAGAGUGGAAUACAGGUCAUCCUUCAGUCCAUGGAGAAGCAUAGAAAAAGUGAAAACCUGAUGAUCAAAGCCCUACAAGUUCUUGCCAAUGUGGCAUGCACAAUGUCAAGCUACAGUAGCUGGGCUAUACAUCAAGAGUUCACUGAGGAGCAAUUGGAUCGACAGAUGUUGUCUGCCAGUGAUACCUUGGACUACAUCAAGACAGAGGCUGUUCCAUUCAUACAGAUGGUCAUGGAGGAUUUUAUUAAGAAUGAUGAGAUCCAGAUAGAAGGGAAAAGAAUCGUUGCUUGCUUUGGAUACCACUCCCCUAGAAGUAUUUUGGGCACUCCUAAGAAGACACAUUCCAUGCCAAGGCCGAGGAAAGCUAAGGCAGAUGUAGGCCCUUCCAAGGAAUACAUGCAAGCACGAAGAGUCACAUUUUCCAAUGUAUUGGAUGUGAAUGCCAUCGAGAUCGUAGAGCUAGAGGACGACGGAAGCCAGGCGAAUCGCAGAAGACACUCUUUUUGCGUAGGAGAUAUCAAGAAGGUCCAACAAAGACUAGAAGACGACGAGAUGGGUAAGGCUGUCUCCAGAGCUGUGGACGAUUCCAACAUCAAGUACCAGUGUCCAACCCCAUCUGCUCCCUACGAGGACAACGAUGUGGAGUCGGGUCAAUGGAAAGUGCCGAUGAUCAAUGUUAAUGAGUGGAGAACUGUCGAAGAAGACGACCAUGGUUACGAAAGAGUUAUCAAUAUUGAUCAUGAUACUGAUGGAGUUGAGGCAGUCAUUCCUCCCAAACCUGAGAGGGGAAAUUUGGAAGAAGAUACCGAUGAAGAUGAUGAUGAUGAUGAAGACACCGAUGCUUAUGAGAAAGUGGAGACUGUAGAUGAACAAAAGCAAAAGGAUGCCAAUGAGAAUGACUAUACAGAAUUAGAAGCCCUGAUGGCUCAACUUGCAGAGAUAGCUGGGCAUGAGAAUGCUGCUGAUUUAAAAGCAUUAGAAGCCAAGGAUUAUGAUAUGGUUUUUGAUGGGGCCGAAGAGUCUGAUGUAGAUGGCUACGAGGUGCCUAUGACUGAGGAGGAGGUUUUAAAAAGCCGAAGCAGUAGCAUGGAGUAUCUUGUGGAUUCCAUGGAGGAGGACGAUUUUGGGGUUUCUCUUGCAAUUUUGUUUGGUGAAUUAGGGGAGGAUGAUGAUGGGUAUGAAAAAAUUGAAAUUGGAGCUCAGGAGGCUUGUCCAUCAAUUGCUGAAGUAGAUAUUGAAGAUGAGAGUGUAGAAAAUAAAGUGGAAGCAACAGAACAAAGGAUUUCUAAAGAAGAUGAGGAGGAAACCAUGGAUGAUGAUAUCAGCCGUUUCUCUGAAUAUUCAGAGAUAGACAUUGUUGAAGCUCUGGUAAAGUCUGGGCUUAUGAACGCUCACAAAGACAAAAGCAAUUCUGGUCAAAUGUCUUCCAGCGUUGAUUCAAAUGAAAGUAGAAUGUCUCAAACUGUAAAAUGUGAAGUUGAGAUGCCUCAUACAAACUCAGGUGAAACUAAGGAGCUGGCUUCCAUGGAGAGUUGUGAGGAAUCUGUCUUUAGUGAUGAAUCAACAUGUAUGCUUAGGACAGAAGAUGAUAUCAAAGUAGACAUGGAACAAAAUGGAAAUAAUAAAGAAAGUUGUGAGAUGGAGACCAGUGAAUCAGACAUUAGCAAUGCUGAUGAUACUGUUAAUAAUGUCAAUGAGAAUGAAGAGGUUCAACCAAAGGAAAAGAAGGAUGAUGGUGAUGGAAAGAGUGGAGUCACCACCCGGUCUUUCAAAAAGUCCAUGAACAGCACGUAUCAAUCUAUAACGGCAAACCUGCUUCGUAAGAAACGGUCUGCUAAUGAGAAGCGUCAAGGAAGUGUUUUUGGUGAGGAUAUGAGAAUUGAGAAUGUGAACUUUCGUGGUGACUCUUUGGAUUCUGAUGAUGGCUACCAGGACAGUGGGGACUUCAAGGAAACCACUUGCAGUGAUGUCAACAACUCUUUUGGGUUUCCAGCACCAGCAGCUGAAGAUGGACAGUCUGUGGAUUUGGAGUAUGCCAGUGACUCUAGCACAGGUCAGAAUGGUCUCUGUGACGACCCAGUCUAUGACAAUGUUUGCAUGGAUGAUGAUGACAAUCUGGAUAGGAAUGUAUUCAAUAGUAGUCCAGUCAGUUCAGUCAGUGCCACAUUUACAGAGGGUAGUGAAGAUGCUGUUCAAGAGGACAAACAGGAAACAAAAUCAAUGGGUUCCCUCGAGAACAUCUGUAGUCUUGGCGAACUCAGAGUGCGAAAUGUCAUCUCUAAAAGCAUACACUGCCUCCCUAGCGGGGACAGGCAACUGAUGAAAGAAGCAGAGGAAGGUUUAGACACACCACCCAAGCCGCGCAGAACGUGGUACUACCGUUCAAGUGCAGAUGUCCGCAAGAGCCUUAUCCGUAGCUUUGGCUUGGAUGCAGAUGGAAUAAUGCGCAACCCUACCUAUGCACAGGUUUCCAAACCGAACACUCGUGUCAUUCAUGGGAGUCUUCCUGGACGUUCCAAUCAUGGUUCUGGUCACAGGGCAAUGAAGCGUAUCCCUUUGACUCUAAGCAGACAUAGUAAGAUGAUCUACAAGGAGAGGUUUUCUUCGAAGUCCUCUAAGCUUGGGAGGAACACCUCCCAUGAUUCGGGAGUCUUGACUGGAGAUGAAGAUUCCAGAUCAACCAUCAGGGAUAAUGAGAUCUACAGCCAGUCACAUCUCUAUGAGGAGGUUGCUACGGUAACCAGAGACGGGGAUCGGUCUGGAGCGAAAUCAGAAGUCAGGAAGACUCUCACUAUGGAUGAAGAUACUACUGAGAAGGUUGAAAAGCCCAAACUUGCUAGUAAACCCUUUUCUGAGACUACCUAUGAGGUUUGUACGCAUUGGGUGAAUGACCAGACGUCUGAGGCCAUUGGUAUCUUUGACCGCUUGACCAAGAAGCUUGUCUCCCCGUACUCCAUCAUUCCGAUGGUGAGGGAGGUUGAAGGAAUCCGAAGGAAGAGCCUUGGUAAUGCCAUCGAGCAGGAGGAGGAAAACAUUGACUUCCCAGCCUGGACUAGUAUUCUCAAUGUCCUGGCAGCAGAUGAGGAUAAAUGGAGCCUGAUAUUAGCAGCUCAAGUGUUACCUGUGAUUGACAGGCUAUUCUACACUAAAGACGAAGCCAUCAUGGAUGCUGCCAUUGAGCUUGUUCAUGUCCUGCUCAAGAAGUUUGGCAAAGAUAUUGAAAAGAAUCACCAUGGAGGUCUGUUCCGCUCCAAGUACCGGGAUGACUGCCGGACGUGCUACCACUGGUUGGGCAAGCUGCACACCAGGGUCACUGACCUGGUGCGUAAGGAGACCGAAGCAGAGGAGAUUGACCUGGAUGACAUGCUGCAUGCCUCCCUGCUUUGCUCAUUGAGUGAAGCCCUCAAGCCUUUCACCGCCAAGUCCUACUCGGUCAAGGAAAGUAGCAAGUGAACAUGGUGAGGAUUGGAUCAAAGACAAUAAGAAACCUUGAUCAAGGAAUGAAUCUUAGAAAGUGGAAUGGAGAGAGACAAGCUUAGAAGAUACCACGUUGAGACUUUCACUUCUAAUUUCUACUCAGUCAAGAAAAGUAGCAUGUGAACAUGGUUA